This is a messenger RNA of Solanum lycopersicum (tomato), 2356 nucleotides long. It is a transcript of the gene ABCG4, whose product is annotated as ABC transporter G family member 4. Gene Ontology annotation, biological process: transmembrane transport. NCBI's taxonomy places the organism in Eukaryota, Viridiplantae, Streptophyta, Magnoliopsida, Solanales, Solanaceae. The record is from RefSeq and is a predicted model, not a curated record. Gene Ontology annotation, cellular component: membrane. Gene Ontology annotation, molecular function: ATP binding; ATP hydrolysis activity; ABC-type transporter activity.
ACCUAAAAAUAAAAUAGUAACUUGCUAACACAAUGGUCCCAUCAAUUUAUAUAACUUAAAUCAUAUUUUUCUUUUUUACUUAUGUUCCAUGAGGUGCUCUAAACUUCAAAAUGGGACCAAAGACAAUGUUUUGAGUUUUCAUCCUAAACUUUGAGGUAAUGGAACUUCUCUUUCUUUUUUUAACCACCCUAGGACCUCCGUCCCUUUUGCUCGGGUUGGAAAUGAGGGGUGCUUAUCAUUCGAACAACUCCUUCUUAAGCAGUAGAUAUACUUUUUUCAUUUUCCACUUUGACAUCCACUAACAUUAUUCUACUAUUACUAAAACUACUAAAACUAUAUCUCAUGAUGGAGGCUGUCUCACUAACCCCUUUUUAUUCUUCUUUCUUCUUCUUCUACUACUACUCAACUUCACUUCUUAUUAGUCUUCCUUCUAUCCAAUCAACUUCACCAUGGAAAUUGAAUCAUCUCCAACACCACCAUCUCCUCCACUUAAAACAUAUAAACUAACAGCUUCUUCAAUAGGCUAUUCGAAAUCAACCACGAUUUCUCCUGCCUUGUUAUUUAAGCCUUGUGAAACACCACCACCAAUUAAUAUCUUGAAAAACAUCUCUUUCACUGCUUAUCCUUCUCAGAUUCUUGGUAUUGUUGGUCCGAGUGGGGCGGGAAAAUCCACGUUACUCGACAUUUUAGCUGCUGGAACUUCGCCUACAAGUGGCACUCUUCUCUUAAACUCUCUUCCCCUUCAUAGUCCUUCUACUUUCCGCAAGCUCUCAGCUUAUGUCCCUCAACAUGAUUGUAGUCUUCCGCAGCUCACUGUCUCGGAAACUUUUGCCUUCUCUGCCCGUCUACUCAACCCGAAACUCAAUGAUGUUUCGUGCAUUGUGGAUUCUCUUCUGGCGGAGCUCAGGCUUACACAUUUGGCUCAUACAAGGCUUGCUCAUGGCCUCUCGGGUGGAGAACGAAGACGUGUUUCGAUUGGUUUGAGUCUACUUCAUGACCCUGCAAUCUUACUUCUUGAUGAACCAACAUCAGGUCUUGAUAGUAAUUCAGCUCUGAAUGUAAUGCAGACACUCAGAUCAAUCACCGACUCGCGUCAACGUACCGUGCUGUUGUCUAUUCAUCAACCAAGUUUCAAGAUUCUUGCCACCAUAGAUAAAAUCCUGCUGCUAUCAAAAGGAACUGUUGUCCAUCAUGGUACAUUAUCAUCUCUUGAAGAGUUUUUGCUUGAAAAUGGCUUCACUGUCCCCCCACAGCUCAAUUCUCUUGAAUAUGCCAUGGAAAUGCUCAGCCAACUCAAUGAUAAAAAACCCAUUACACCAAUAAGUUCACCCCAUCAAAAUCCCACCACCACCCCUGUUCCUGAGGCUUCUAAAACAGGGGAAAUCAAAUAUAGAAGUUCAAGAUUACAUGAAAUAGCUGUUUUGUACAGCAGAUUCUGGAAAAUAAUUUACAGAACAAAGCAGUUACUUUUAACAAACACCUUACAGGCAUUAGGAGUUGGUCUUGUUUUAGGUACAAUUUACAUCAACAUUGGAUUUGGUAAAGCUGGAAUCGAGAAAAGAUUCGGACUUUUCGCUUUCACUCUCACUUUCCUUCUCUCUUCCACAACUGAAACUCUCCCAAUCUUCAUAAACGAAAGACCCAUUUUACUAAGAGAAACUUCAAGUGGGGUUUAUCGAUUAUCUUCCUAUCUCAUCGCAAACACACUAGUUUUCCUCCCUUACUUACUAGUCAUCGCAAUCUUGUACUCAAUUUCACUUUAUUUCUUAGUGGGUCUUUGUUAUUCAUGGCAAGCAUUCACAUACUUCGUUUUAACAAUUUGGGUCAUCGUCUUAAUGGCGAACUCAUUCGUCCUCUUCUUAAGCUCUGUUGCACCAAAUUACAUCGCCGGAACUUCGCUCGUAACUCUACUCCUCGCCGGAUCUUUCUUGUUUUCCGGCUACUUCAUUACGAAGGAGACGAUGCCUAAGUUCUGGACAAUGCUGCAUUAUUUGUCCAUGUACAAGUAUGGUUUAGAUGCAUUGUUGAUCAAUGAGUAUUCUUGCCUUGUCGCCAAGUGUUUGAUAUGGUACGAUGAGAAAAACAGAGUGUGUAUGGUGAGUGGAAGUGAUGUUUUGGAUAAAAGAGGACUCCAUGAAAAUGAAAGAUGGACAAAUAUAUAUAUCUUGAUUGGGUUCUUCGUAUUCUAUCGAUUGCUUUGGUUGAUUGUAUUGAUUAGAAGAGUUUCAAGAUCAAAAAAGUGAUACAUCACUUUCAUGGAUUGUCAAUUUAUCAUGUUUGUUUUUUGCUGUUUCUCUAAUCAAUUUCAUGUAACAAAAAUAAUAAUUCUAACAUUUCUUUUCUUUCUUCUUCUUCA